Ornithodoros turicata is the source of this 542-nucleotide messenger RNA. RefSeq lists its product as uncharacterized. The transcript has 4 exons. Bases 60 to 542 code for a protein of 160 amino acids. The record is from RefSeq and is a predicted model, not a curated record. NCBI's taxonomy places the organism in Eukaryota, Metazoa, Arthropoda, Arachnida, Ixodida, Argasidae.
GCGUAGGCGGUUUCGCCCGCUGUUUUUGCUCGUGUGUGUGUUUCUUGUCCUGCGGCAUCAUGAGCGACGACAGAUCACAUAUGUCGUUCGCAAUAGUUCAUUUCCUUGACCGUGACGAGGUGGGGAUUGUACCAGUUUCUUGGAUCCAUGGAAACACUUGCAAGUGGCCAAACCUGCCCACUCACAUCGUUGAUAAGAAAGUAAAGAAAGGAUUGCCUCCUGGUGAAGAUUCUGACGACAUCGAAAUUCAAGUUAAAGGGCUAUUCAUGAGCUGGGGAGAAGCACGCAAGAUGCUGCCCGCUGCAGAAUAUCAUUCGGACUUGAACGAGAGCAGAUUGCCCCCCAAGCGAAUCAGGCGUCCAAGAAUGGUGUACAGUGAUGAUGAUGACGACUAUGAUUUUCCGCCUGUCCCACAGAAUUUUGCAGCCAAAGGAAAGCUGCCUGUUGCUGUUCCUUUGGACACUUCUGCACACAGCAGAAAGAUUGCAGGUAAUUCAGCUCGCACUUGGUCAGGCACGUUGUCAGACACUCUGGAAUCAUGA